ACGGACGGAAGGGGCGUGUCCAAAUGCGCAGAGGUGACGUGUUCUUCCAGCGCCAAGUCGUGAGUCGCCCCGAAGUGGUAGAAAAACGUCUUCUCCGGCGUACUAGGUGCAGAGUGAAAACAGAGACCCAGAGGAGGGAAAACUGGAUGUGGAGUUAUCCGCGGGAGACACUCAAGUCCAGGCGGAAGAGUGACCAUCGAGGUUACCUGGCUGGCUUUUUGUUCUUGUGUGAUUUCUGACAUAGCACGAACUAUGUCAUGGAUCAAAGAAGGAGAGCUGUCUCUAUGGGAACGGUUCUGUGCCAACAUCAUAAAGGCUGGCCCAGUGCCCAAACAUAUUGCAUUCAUAAUGGACGGCAACCGUCGCUAUGCCAAGAAGUGCCAGGUGGAGCGGCAGGAGGGCCACGCACAGGGCUUCAAUAAGCUUGCUGAGACUCUGCGCUGGUGUUUGAACCUGGGCAUUCUAGAAGUGACUGUCUAUGCAUUCAGCAUUGAGAACUUCAAACGUUCCAAGAGUGAGGUUGACGGGCUCUUGGAUCUAGCCCGACAGAAGUUCAGCUGCUUGAUGGAAGAACAGGAGAAGCUGCAGAAGCAUGGGGUGUGCAUCCGUGUCUUGGGUGAUCUGCAUCUGCUGCCCUUGGACCUACAGGAGAAGAUUGCACGUGCCGUCCAGGCUACUAAGAACUACAACAAGUGUUUCCUCAACGUCUGCUUUGCAUACACAUCUCGUCAUGAGAUCACCAAUGCUGUGAGAGAGAUGGCCUGGGGCGUGGAACAAGGCCUGCUGGAACCCAGUGAUGUCUCUGAGUCUCUGCUUGAUAAGUGCCUCUAUAGCAACCACUCUCCUCAUCCCGACAUCUUGAUUCGGACUUCUGGGGAAGUGCGGCUGAGUGACUUCUUACUCUGGCAGACCUCCCAUUCCUGCCUGGUGUUCCAGCCUGUCCUGUGGCCAGAAUAUACAUUUUGGAACCUCUGUGAGGCAAUCCUGCAGUUUAAGCUGAACCAUAAUGCACUUCAGAGACAGAACAAACCUUGGAGCCUGGCAUGGUACCUGGUGACUGUAAUCCCAGCUCAGGCCUCAGAGCAGAAGGCCCGAGACAUGUAUGCCGAGGAGCGGAAGAGGCGCCAGCUGGAGAGGGACCAGGCUGCAGUGACAGAGCAGCUGCUUCGAGAGGGGCUCCAGGCCAGUGGGGAUGCCCAAAUCCGACGGACACGCUUGCACAAACUCUCCACCAAACGGGAAGAACGAGUCCAAGGCUUCCUGCAGGCCUUGGAACUUAAAAGGGCUGACUGGCUGGCACUUUGGGGCACUGCAUCUGCCUAAGUGAGGCUGGCUAUCAGCCACAUUACCCUGCCCUCUACCUCUUGGGCCCCGACUCUUCUUUUUCCUUCCUUUUCUUUGGGAAAGGCACCUCCCUGUUUUUGAUGAAUUGGGCUCCCUGUUUUGCAGGGAACCCCAAAGGCAAGUUUUGCUGCCUAUAGAUAGAUACCUUUGGGCUACCCGUGACAAUUACCCUUGAAGUUUAAGGUAGAAUCUCUCAUGUGUACACUAAAUCCAAGUCCAGCUACUGAUACAUUUGGGGAACAAGGCACCCUAACUCGUUAGCUAUAUGCCCUGUCCGUGUUUUUGGAUGCAUGUUCUUUUUCCACCAGCAUACCCUUCAAAGUGCAAAAGAGAUCUUUCCAAAGCCCAGGCCUUUACGGGUCCUGCCUAAGCCCUCCCCAUGUGACUUCCACAAAAGAUUUGGAUCUACUGGUAAAUUUUAACUGAUAGGCAGCCAACAUUAUUGGGCAGGGAAGAAUGGAGUGGGGAGGACAGGAAGAAAAUUUGCCCAUCUGCUGCUCCUCCCCUUGGCUUUCCACCUGGGAUUUGCUAUUGAAUCUCCACCCCCUCCCACUACCAGUCCUGAUUGCUCACUGAAAGGCUCAGCGCCCCCAAUGGCUCCUGGAAGCCAGGCGGGUGAUUACAAUCCAAUUACCUAUUGUUGACUCAGCCCACACAAGCUUUACUCCCCCAUGCAGGGCAUGGGGCCAGGCUCCACUCCCCUGUGAGACCCAACCCCCUCCAUGACUAUGGACAGGGUGGCAGAAGGGCCUGUAGAGGUCCUAGAGUCUAAUCCAACACAGGCCAAUUUGUGCUUAACACAUCAGGACUGAACAAAACCAAGCAUUCCCCAGUUGAGGUUCUCCUUCCCAAAGCAUCUCAAACUGAUUCCCACUUCCAGUCUUCAGGGUCCUCACAACUCUUGGACCUGGCUCCCUAAGUAGGCCCUGAGAUAGUUUGCUCUCUGCAUGGUGGAACUCACCCUAGCCCUCUCAGCCUGAGGCCAACUCUCCCCAGCAGGAAAGAGGCAAGGUUGCAUCCUUUCCCAGCCUCCCCAUAGGGCUGUGGAGAGAGGACUACCUUUGAAGAAAGGUCUGCUUGAGCUACUCUGCUUCAGAUGUACCAGAGCUGUAAGUACUAGCCAGAAAGCCAACCCAAUGCCACUGUGCUCUCAUGCUGUGUGUAAGCCCUCUGCCAGCACCUCCCUCCCCAAAAUGUACUCUUUACAUUUCUAAUUUCUACGCCUUGUUCUCCACCUCCAUUUUUGUGCCCAGAUGCCUGGCACUGGUGAACUCCUGGCCAUCUUCCUAUCAGAAUCAAAAAAGGCUUGACACUGCAACCAUGAGCCAAUCAGUGCACCCUUUGGCAAGGCCCCCUAUACACCUGCACUCCCCAGAACCAAUCCCUGGCACAGAGAUCCCCAAGAGCAGGUGCUGUACAUGUUCCAGCUUUACAGUGAGGCUGUUGACAGCUUUAAUUAGGGAGGCAUGAAUUAUGUGGCUAUAAUACAGAGCCCUACAAUUAAGGCGGGAAGGAGAGGUUGGAGGCAGCAAACGGAAUCUGCCCAGCAAGCAUGGCUGUUGAGUCCUGGCUGACUUUCUCUUAAGACUGGAGUACAGUAGCAGUGAUUAAUGGGGCUGGUAUCUCCAGCCUGGGGACCUGUAUUCUGGGAAAGGUGCACAGGGUGGGGUGGAAGGAGGACGGCUGCCUCAGGAGGCACUGUGGGAGUGGAAAGGAGAGGCAGAUCCACUGCUGUCCAGAGGCAAAGGCUGCAAAAUGCUUCAUUUGAAUUUGUGGAUGUUUGCUUUCUGCUGGCAUGGUUAUGGCAAAAUAGCUUCAACCCUGCCUCAGAAGUUAAGGUGGGACCUAUUUUGUGUCUUCCAUCUGAGCACCAAACACCCUAUUUGCAGAUGUUAGCCAGUUGUGUUCUUGGUAUCAAAAAGGACUUAAAAUUUUUUUUGAGAUACAA
Messenger RNA from Arvicanthis niloticus (Nile rat), 3292 nucleotides. RefSeq names its product dehydrodolichyl diphosphate synthase subunit (gene Dhdds). Gene Ontology annotation, biological process: polyprenol biosynthetic process. Gene Ontology annotation, molecular function: ditrans,polycis-polyprenyl diphosphate synthase [(2E,6E)-farnesyl diphosphate specific] activity. The record is from RefSeq and is a predicted model, not a curated record. Gene Ontology annotation, cellular component: endoplasmic reticulum; dehydrodolichyl diphosphate synthase complex. NCBI's taxonomy places the organism in Eukaryota, Metazoa, Chordata, Mammalia, Rodentia, Muridae.